AUGGCUAACUACGGUUCACCUUAUGGCAGUGGCGCCGGCCAGCCGUAUCAAGACCCUAGAUUUCACGAUCCCAGGGCGCAGCAGCCCUCUCCUAGUUUCCCUCCCUCGGUCAGUCCACAGCCAGGUCACCAACAACAGUACGGUGUGCCCGCUUCGCAACAGCAGCCAUACGCUGGGCAGUUUGGGGGACAGGCUUUGCAACAGCAAGACAGCGUCAAUAGUCUCGCCGGCCAGUUUGGUGGCUUGGAUGUGUCUGGCGUGCCUGCACGAUCUCAUAGGAAGAAAGAAAGACACGCAUAUCAUGAGAUCGCGCCGGCACCAGGUGCUCCUGGUCCGCCAGGGAUUCCUCAAGCCGAAGCGUUUGGAGGCCCCCAAUUCCAAAGCAAUGGGCAAGCUGCUUUUGGUUCUGUCCCCGGCCAGCCUGGCCCGACAGCCAUGAAUCCGGGGGACAAGCUGCGCAUGGGAGAGGAAGCUGUUACCACGCAAGGUCGUGUCGACCCAGAACAAAUCCCAAGCGUGGCACGAUCCCGAGAUCUGGCGGGGCAAUUCUAUCAGACAAAUGUGUUUCCCACGAUGGAAAAGCAUCUCCCACCUCCUGCGGCAGUGCCCUUCACGGCGCAUGAUCAAGGCAACUCAUCACCGAAGUUCGCUCGGCUGACUGUCAAUAACAUUCCCUCAUCAGCCGAAGCUUUGGCAUCGACGGGUCUGCCGCUUGGACUUGUCCUGCAACCCUUCGCCUCCAUACAGGAUGGAGAACAACCAGUUCCUGUUCUAGACUUUGGCGAAACUGGUCCUCCACGGUGUCGCCGAUGCAGAACAUAUGUCAACCCUUUCAUGACAUUCCGAUCUGGCGGUAGUAAGAUGGUCUGCAAUAUGUGCAACUUUCCGAACGAUGUGCCUCCGGAAUAUUUUGCCCCGACAGACGUUGCUGGCGUCAGAGUUGAUCGUAUGCAACGACCCGAGCUUAUGAUGGGCACUGUGGAGUAUCUAGUGCCUAAAGAAUAUUAUACAAAGGAGCCUGAACCAUUGCGAUGGCUGUUCAUGAUCGACAUUACGCAGGAGGCUAUUAACAAAGGAUUUCUGGGCUCGGUAUGCCAGGGUAUUCUGGAUGCGCUCUAUGGUCAUGAAAGAGAAGACUCGACGGAAGAAGAUGCGACGCCCCAAAGCCUUCCGGUAGGCACCAAGAUCGGCAUAGUAACAUAUGACAAAGAGAUUCAGUUCUACAACCUGUCAGCUGGUCUAGCGACUGCUCAGAUGAUGGUGAUGACAGAUCUUGAAGACCCAUUUGUUCCCCUUUCUGAGGGAAUGUUCGUUGAUCCCCAGGAAUCGAAAGAGGUCAUCACCGCUCUACUCCAAUCAAUACCUAACAUGUUUUCGACGAUUAAAAACCCGGAGCCUGCCUUGUUACCUGCUUUGAAUGCGGCGUUGGCAUCUCUGACUUCGACGGGAGGAAAAGUCGUCUGCUCCCUGUCGGCACUGCCCACAUGGGGACCAGGAAGCUUACAUUUGCGCGAUGAUGGUAAAGGUCGAGAUACCGACGCUGAGAGGAAGUUGUUUACGACAGAACACCCAGGCUGGAAAAAGACCGCUAGCGCCAUGGUGACUGCCGGCAUUGGGGUUGAUUUCUUCCUGGCCGCACCAGGGGGCGGUUACAUGGACGUCGCUACCGUCGGCCACUUGUCACGCUUGACAGGGGGAGAGAUGUUCUUUUAUCCCAACUUCGUCGCACCGAGAGACAACCUCAAGCUUCAGACUGAGAUCAAACAUUCAGUGCAUCGUGAGACAGGCUAUCAAGUCCUCAUGAAGGUCCGAUGUUCAAAUGGACUGCAAGUCUCAGCUUACCAUGGGUCAUUCUUGCAGCAUACCUUUGGGGCUGAUUUGGAAAUCGGUACCAUAGAUGCUGACAAGGCCAUUGGGGUUUUAUUCUCUUACGAUGGGAAGCUAGAUUCGAAGUUGGAUGCACAUUUUCAGGCUGCCCUCCUCUAUACUUCAGCCUCGGGUCAGAGAAGAGUUCGAUGUAUAAAUGUGGUUGCCGGCGUCAAUGACGGAGCCACGGAAACUAUGCGAACUGUCGAUCAGGACGCUGUGGUGAAUAUUCUCGCCAAAGAAGCGUCCACCAAGCUGUCCGAGAAAUCACUCAAAGAUAUUCGUGCCGGCAUAACAGAAAAAACAAUUGACAUUCUGGCUGGAUACCGCAAGAACUUCUCGGGCUCGCAUCCGCCAGGCCAGCUGGUCUUACCUGAACAUCUCAAAGAAUUCGCCAUGUACACGCUUGGCUUGAUCAAAAGCAGAGCUUUCAAAGGUGGAGUUGAGCCGACAGAUCGCCGUGUCCAUUCGGCACGGCUCAUGAGAUCUUCUGGGGUGACAGAGACGGCAUUGUAUCUUUACCCUCGCAUUUAUGCCCUCCACAAUCUGGCUCCAGAAGAUUGUUUUGCCAAUGCCGAGACCGGGCAACUAGUCGUUCCGCCAACAGUGCGAGCUUCAUUCGCACGCGUCGAGGAAGGUGGCGUGUAUUUGGUCGACAACGGCCAGAUCGUACUGAUUUGGCUCCAUGCGCAGGUGUCGCCCAACCUUCUGGAAGACCUUUUCGGCGAAGGGACGCGGAGUCUAGAGGCUCUCGACCCCAUGACCAACGAACUACCCGUGCUGGAGACUCACCUGAACGCACAGGUGCGCAACCUCCUCCAAUAUAUCUCGACGGUACGGGGCAGCAAGGCCGCAGCUUUCACUCUAGCUAGGCAGGGGCUCGAUGGUUCAGAGUUCGAGUACGCUCGCAUGCUGGUUGAGGACCGGAACAACGAAGCUCAGAGUUAUGUCGACUGGCUAGUGCAUGUACACCGCGCAAUUCAAAUGGAGUUGAGUGGCCAAAGGAAGAAAGAGGACACGGGGGACAAUGAGGGCAUCUUGAACAGCUUGGCCGGGUUGAAAGCCCCCUACUGGACAUGA
Molecule: messenger RNA, 2946 nt
Organism: Exophiala spinifera
Lineage: Eukaryota; Fungi; Ascomycota; Eurotiomycetes; Chaetothyriales; Herpotrichiellaceae
Exons: 2
Coding region: 1-2946 (981 amino acids)
Biological process (GO): COPII-coated vesicle cargo loading; intracellular protein transport; endoplasmic reticulum to Golgi vesicle-mediated transport
Cellular component (GO): COPII vesicle coat; endoplasmic reticulum exit site
Molecular function (GO): zinc ion binding; SNARE binding
Source: RefSeq, a predicted model, not a curated record